GGACUAGUGUGUGUGUUUCUGUUCCGGGGAUGACGAGGAGGAGAUGUGAGAGAACAUUCUGGAGUUGCUUCAUGCAUCCGAGCCCAUGGCGGAGAGGCUGAAGGAGCAGCUGGACGCUCUGGAUCGCUGUUCUGGGCCAGGAGACGUGGGUCCACAGCUGGAGUGGGUCAGCGCCAUCAUCAAACAGCACAACAGCCUGAGUCUGCGUGCGUCUAGAGAGUGCCAGAGCAAGCAGAAGCUUCUGGAACAGCGGUUCCGCUCCACUCUACGGGACUUCCAGCAGUGGCUGGUCAACGCCCAGAUCAGCACCGCAAGAUGCUUCGACGCCCCACUGAACACACACGACGCCACCGCCAGCCUACAGAGAAUACAGGAGUUCCUAAAUGACGAGGAGCAGGCUCAGACUCGACUAAACGCUGUGGUCAUGUGCGGAGAGCAUCUGAGCCAGGUGCUAGGGGCUGAUGGGACGCAGGUGGUCAGGGAGAAGGUGACCAAAGCCAGAGACGACUGGGAGAGCCUGAUGACAGAACUACAGAGCAGAGAGACAGCCUUACAGAACCUCCAAUCACAGAUGAAGGAUUUUGAGGCAAGACUUGAGCCUCUUCAGGAUUGGCUGAGAGACACUGAGACCAGUGUGCAGGAGAGCACAGCGCGCCUGCAUGACGUCCCCGGCAAAAGACAGGAGCUCUACAAACUACAGGCUGUGCUGAAGGAACUUGCAUCUCGGGAGGCGGAGCUUAAUCAGCUGCGGGGGCGGGCCCAUGAGCUGUGGGAGGAGCAAGCAGCUGGGAGGGGCUUCAUGCAUGCGGUCUCUCAGCUGGUUGCCCAGUACCUGGCGCUUAGCAACCUCAUUAAGGAGAAGCUGUCUCGUAUGGAGCGGGUUCUAGCAGAACACCAGCUGUUCUCUGAGGGUCUGGUGCAGCUGCAGCUCUGGGUAGCUAACGCCCAUAGAACCCUGGAGGAGUGUUCCGCCCAUAGAACCCUGGAGGAGUGUUCCGCCCAUAGAACCCUGGAGGAGUGUUCCGCCCAUAGAACCCUGGAGGAGUGUUCCGCCCAUAGAACCCUGGAGGAGUGUUCUACCCCCGGCACUGAUAAGAGCCUACUGUUGCACAGGAUGAGUCUGCUGGAGGAGCUGGUGUCUGAGCGUGCAGUGAAAGAGGUGGAGCUGAAGAUGCUGAUCACCAGGGGGGAGUCUGUGCAGAGGCACACACACACACACACACACACCGCCGUGCGCAAACACAUCCAGGACCUCAAGGACUCAUGGGACGCUCUCCUGGCCCACUGCAUCACCUGCAAGAGUGACCUGGAGGGGGCGCUGUGCCGGUGGACGAGCUACCAGGAGGAUGCGGGGACGUUCAGCAACUGGCUGGAGCAGGUGGAGCGGAACCUGGCGCAGACGGGCCGAACGCACCCCGAGAUGAGAGACAAGACAGGGAACCUGAGCAGGGCCAAGCUCCUGUAUGAGGAGGUGUUGAGCCACUGUCGCCCCCUGGAGUUGAUCACGAGUAAAGCGUCCAGACUGCAGGAGUCCAGCAGCACCUGUGCUGAAGUACAGCACCUCACUGAGCGCUACACAGCCAUCAAACACACCGCCAAGGAGCUGCGGUGUCGGUCCUCUGAGGGCCCGGUGCUGCUGGGUGCGGUGCGGUCCAGUCGUGAGGGGGUGCUGGUGUGGGGGGUCCCCCAGAUCGAGAGCCGUGCGCUGGAGGCGGCGUGUGGGGAGUGGGAGGGGUACCAGGCACGGCUGGGGGGGGCACGGGGGCAGCUGGAGGGGGCGGUUGCCCGGUUACGCGCGCUGGAGCUCCGCUUCCGCAGCCUGGAGGAGUGGCUGGACGAGAUGGACGCCACGGCAACCGUACGACACCACCGCCGCUCGGACCGCCACACCAAGGAACGACAUCAGCAGCAGCUCCAGCGCUGCCAGGCGGAGGCUCUGCGGUACCAGAGUGAGGUGGACGGGCUCAGUGUUCUGGUCCAGGAGGUUCUGGAGGAGAACCACCUCAGCACUCAGCUCAACAGCAGAACCACACAGCUCUGCACACGCUACCACACACUACAGCUGAAGCUCAUGGAGACGAUCAAGCAGCUGCAGGAGGAGAUCUGCUGCAUAGACGACGCCCACUGUACAGCAGCAGCCUUCUCUGAUUGGCUGGCCACUGCCCAGAGGGACUUUGGUGCAAUUACAUCAACCAAUGAGGGUCAUGAUAUUGUUGCUAUGGAGAAUAGGCUAAAAACACUGGAGGCGAUGCAGGGGGAGCUGCAGCAGGGCCAUGGGCUGCUGAAGAGUCUGCGUGAGCAGGCGGAGGCGGCGGCUGCCUUCCUGGACUCCAGCGGAGCGGAGCGGCUGGAGGGGGAGGUGGAGGACUGUCUGGCCCAGCUGGAGCAGCUCUCGGUGGGGCUGCGUACCGAGCGGAGCACCCUGGAGACGAGUCUGAAGCUCCACACAGAGUUCCAGGACCGUCUGAAGGCCCAGCAGCAGUGGCUGCAGGAGACCAGGGUGUUCCUCAGCACCCCUGUGGAGCCUAAAGCUGAGCUUUACCAGCGCAAAGCCCAGCUAGCCAAGUACAAGGCGGUUCAGCAGGCUGUUCAGAGUCGGGGGUUAGCGGUGCAGGCGGUGGUGGACAGAGGGGAGGCGCUGCACUCAGGAGCUCAAGACUCGUCCAUCACAUGCAGCCUGGACAAGCUGCAGGAGGACUACACUGACCUGUGCACCACCGCCAACGCUCACACUCAGAAGCUGGAGUCGCAGGUGCGUGAACAGGAAGUGUACGUGCGGGAGCUACAGGAAGUGGAGCGCUGGCUACUCCAGACGUCCAGCAGCAUGCUGACCCCUGACCCCUCCAGGGGGCGGAGCCUAGACGUGGCCACCCAGCAGCUGGCUCGACACAAGGCCCUUAUGGAGGAGGUGGCAGGGUUUGAGGACCGGUUGUCACGGCUGCAGCAUCGCGGAGAGACGCUACUGAGCACGUGCGGAGGAGAGACGCCACUGAGCACGUGCGGAGGAGAGACGCUACUGAGCACGUGCGGAGGAGAGACGCUACUGAGCACGUGCGGAGGAGAGACGCUACUGAGCACGUGCGGAGGAGAGACGCCACUGAGCACGUGCGGAGGAGAGACGCUACUGAGCACGUGCGGAGGAGAGACGCCACUGAGCACGUGCGGAGGAGCUCGACUACGGCAGCAGCUGCAGACUGACCUGCAGGGAGCCAGAGACAGUUACAGCGCCAUCUGCAGCACUGCACAGAGGGUGUACCAGUGUCUGGACGGAGAUGUGGGGCGGUUGAUGAGUGAGCAGGACGCUCUGCUGCAGUGCCAGUCUUGGGUCAGUGCUGUCCACACACAGCUGCUGCCCGCCGCACACACACCACGCAGCCAGCAGGAGGCGCUCUCACAGGUGCAGCAGCACAGGGCGCUGGAGGAGCAGGCGGGGACGUACCUGCAGCUGGUGUGCUCCAGCUGUGACCUCUCUGAUGAGCUCGUCAGGGACACGGCCACACACAUCCAGCGGCUCAGACUGCAGGUGGAGGAGCGGCUGCAGGGGGCGGAGCUUGUGGCGGACAGGUGGAGGCAGCUGACGGAGCGGAGGGAGGAGCUACACGCUCGUCUACGGGACACGGAGCGCUCGCUACACCGCCUCUCACGUAGCCCAGCCCAGCUGGAGCCCACCGCCACACACACACUAGUGGAGCAGGCACAGGCCUUCAUCCAGGAGCUGGAGCUGCAGCAGCAGGAGCUGAGCCAUCUGAGGCAGACGCUGGGCUGGCUGGGGCUGGAGCUGGGGGGGCUGCGGAGGGCCUGGCUGGAGGUGGAGCGGCGGGCGGAGGAGGUGAUGGAGCAGCGGCGGCAGGAUGAGCAGCAGGCGGCCGAACACCAGCAGAGCGUCACCGCCCUGGAACAACUCUUCCAGCAGGUGUCCAGAGAAUGGGACUACCUAGCCAGGGCCGACACUGAGAGCACCUCGGAGCACCUGAGUGCCCUGAAGAAGCUGUUCGCCGACCUGCAGGACCAGAAAGGCCUGCUGGAGGACCUGAGAGAGAGCAGGCAUGCCAUCAUGCCCCGCCUCAGCCCGGAGGACCGCGACCUGGUCACGCAGCACGUGGCACACCUGGAGACCCGCUGGGCCCGGCUGGAGAACCUGAUCCAGCGGAAGAUCCAGAACUCCGCCGCGGUUCUGAAGGAUCUCGGGCUCGUGGAGGCCCGUCUGCGGGAGGCGCGGGAGUGGGCCCAGGAGACGCAGCCGCCGUCAGUGGUCGCCCUGGGAACCAGCCCACCGCCCGACGCCGCUCAGAGCUUCCUGUUUGAGCACCUGAGUGCGUGCGCGGCGCUGGAGGCCAAGCAGCUGCUGCUGGCGCAGGCUGUAGGGGGCGCCGAGGAGCUGAUGCCGCGUCUCGGCCUGAGCGAGAGGCGGAGCCUAAAGGCCCUCACGCAGCAGGCCCAGGCAGAGGUGGAGUCACUGGGCGCCGCGGUAACGCAGCGUCGGAAACAUCUGACCAAAGCCUUCACGGAGCGCACGCAGUUCCUGCAGGCACUGGGCCGGACGGCUAAGUGGGUGGCGCAGCAGGAGAGCAGGGUCCUGAGGGAAGAGCACGUGGCUCUGCUGCCAGGUGACGUCUCCCGCCAGGUGGAGGCGUGCAGGGCCGUCCUGAGCAGCCUGAAGGCCCACCAGGGGGCGCUCUCCAGCCUCUGGGGGCAAGGCCGGGGCCUGGUGAGGGACAGCACAGACGAGGAGAAGACCCAGACUCUGGAGAAGCUGCAGGAGGUGCAGGCCAGCUUCGAGAGCACCCUCAGCUGCUGCACGCACAAGCUGCUGGACCUGGAGAAAGCCCUGGCAGCCAGGAAGUACUUCAAGGUGGACUUGGACAAAAUGUGUGAUUGGCUGAGGCUGACGGAAGCAGUUAUGUACCCUCAGAUGGACUGCUGUACGUGUGUUGCAGAACAACAAUCACUUAUUACAAAGUACCAAAACAUCCUGGAGCAAGCCUCCGAGUAUGAGAACCUUUUACUUAUUGUCCAAAGGGCAGGGCAAGAAAUACUAUCCACAUUAAAUGAAGUUGACCACUGCUACCUCGAUGAGAAACUCAACGCUCUUCCCCAGCAUUACAAUAGCGUCCUCGUGUCUGCUAAACAGAGACUUGAGAUUGCUCAGCAGACAUUGUCUGAUCGGAAAGUGUUUGAUUCCCUGAUGGAAGUGACUAGUGAGACCGUCAGGGAACUGCAAGGACAAUUUGACGCCCUGCAGAAGCACUCUGUCGGCUGCUCUGGGGAUGUUGUUCCAAGCCUGCGUGGUGACUUCACAGACCUCCUGAAGCGCGUGAGCACUCAGGACAGGACGCUGACGGAGCUGAGGAGGAAGCGGGAGGAGCUGGUCAGCGCAGGCCACAGCUGCACCCCAGAGGUCCUCCAUCACACGCUGAGCGUCCACUCUGGACUGCGGCUCCAUCUAAAGCAGAAGCUGAAAGACCUCGACCAAGCGCUGACGCGUGCAGGAGAGCACAGCACGGUAGCGGCAGCCCUGGAGUCUGAGCUGAAGGCUGUGAAAGAGCACAUGAGUGAAUUAGACGCCGGCGACCAAACCUCCAACACCCUGAGUCGCCUCCAUGGGCUGAACCAGUCCCUAGCGACUGCUGAAGGUCAUCUGCAGAGACUGAGUGACCUUGGCCAGCCUCUAGUGGCUGCUGAAGGUCGUCUGAGUGGCCUCAGCUCAGCCAAGGACCCGCGGCAGGUAUGGCAGGAGGAACUGCUUGGCCUGAAGGGAAGGGUGAGGGAUCGCAUCACUUCCUGUGAGUGUCUCAUUAGAGAUACUGGUAACUUCCACACAGAGAUAGCAAACACCUCAGGGUGGUUAAAGACUCUAAGAGAUGAUCUCAUCGGCUCUGUGAACUUUGAUGAGCUGACAGUUGAGAAGGUGGACCACCAGCUGAGGAUCCUGUCGCUUCAGGAAGAGGUUCAGUCCAAGGUCCAAAUCAUCAAAGCUUUGGCCAACAAGGAAAGACAAACACAUAGCAGCACAGAACAGUCGCCUGACACCCAUGAGGGCCCUCUUGGACAAGUGCUACAGCUGGAGAGAGACGUCCUGCAAGCACUCUCUACCAAACAGUCCGUCCUCACACAGGCUCGGCCCCUCCUCCAGCGGUGCCACUCAGGCCUGGACUCCGCCCAGCAGUGGCUGCAGGGGGCUGGACAGUUCCUGGAGCAGGCCAGGCAGGAAGUGGACCCUGAGGACCUGGAGGGCAGCCUGGGGGAGCUGGAGGAGCUGCUUGCCCAGGAGAAGGGCCUUGCCAGCGGGCGGGAGGUGCUGCAGGACCUGCCUGCCCAGCUGGAGGGGCUGGAGGGAGCCGCUCCCACACCGAACCUGACGACCAGCAUACAAAGCGUGUGUCAUCAGGGUUCAAAGGUCAAGGAGCAGCUGAAGAGUCAUCAGGAAACACUGCAGAGGUGUGCAGGUGUGUGGCGCCGCUACGAGGCACUGAGAGGAGAGAUCAUCAGCAGGAUGGAGGAGGCAGAGAGGGGCGUGGCCAACAUCACCACCAUCUCUGCCACAAGCCUGCAGGAGGCGCACAGCAAACUGGAGAAGCACAAGUGUGUGGUGGGCGCUGUGGGCAGCUGUGAGGGCAGCCUGGUGGCGCUGCGAGAGCAGGCAGGUGAGCUGGCGCAGAUGGGCAUGGGUGUGUCCCGCCUGACGGACUGCAUGUGGCAGCGCUGGACUCGGCUAAGCAGUUCUGUGAGAUCCCAGGAGAGGGCGCUAGAGAGCACUGCCCGGGACUGGAGCAGCUUUGAGGAAAAGGUGCAGAAGGCUCGGUCAGUGUUGAAGGACCUGCAGGGUCGUGUGCCGGAGGGUGCAGCGGAGCAGGUGGCCUCUAGGGCGGCGCUGCAGAGCCUGCUGGAGUACCACGACUGCUUCUGCCUGGAGCUGGAGCGCGAGAGAGCCAGCCUGGAGCUGCUGGGGCAACAGGCCCGUGCCCUCACCCCAUUACCCCCCCCGGGGGCAGCACAUCUACCCCCCGAGGCUCUUACCCCAUUACCCCCCCAGGGGGCAGCACAUCUACCCCCCGAGACCCAGACUGGACAUCAGGACAUCAGCAGUCUGCAGGAGUGCUUUGGCAGGCUGCUGCUGAGGGGGCGUUCGGGCCGCGAGCACGUUCAGGCCGAGCUGGUGCUGCGUGAGCGCCUGGAGGAGGAGCUAGCGCUCAUCAGGGACUUCGUACACGACACACGCAGCCUCCUGCUCAGCCAAUCAGCUGACCUGCACACACUGCUCGUCCACCUGGAGGCAGCACAUGAGGACGUAUGGUCCCACAGGCAGAAGCUGGAGGAUCUGAGUGAGCAGCAGCAGCUGAAGUACGAGCAGCACACACACCUGCCCUCCGACAUCAGCACACAGCUAGCAGAGCUGAGGCUAACACUGGGGGCCACCGAGGAGCAGGUUGGUGCUCGUGAGCGGGAGGUGCUGCAGACGCGUGAUCUGAAGGAGGAACUUACUGAGCGCGCUCACGAGCUGCAGGAGCGACUGGCCACCCUCACCUGCCGCCUCACACACAAGAACACACACCUGGAGCAGGCCCAGGAGGAGCACAAGUGUGUGUGUGAGGAGUUGGAGCGGUGCUGCAGUACCCUGCUGGAGCUGAAGGGGGCGCUGGAGGAGUUUGGGCAGCAGAAUCCUCUCCUGCGCGCUCAGCUCACCGCCGCCAUGGCAACGCUGGACCACACCCACAGCCGAGCCGCCGCACUCGCAGAAGAGCAGACAACUCAGCUGCUCAGGGCGGAGGAGUUGAUGGAGGACUACACACACGUGUGUGGCUUCAUCAUGCGCUGGGUUCAGAAGGCGGAGUCUCUCACCUCCUGCAGCAUCACAUGGAGCCCCUCAGCGCUGCAGGAGCCAAUCAGAGCCCACCAGUCUCUGGUGAGGAAGUGGCCGGAGGUGCAGCAGGAGCUGGAGCUGAUGAGCAGGAGGGUGAUCCAGCUGUCUGACGCGCUGCGCACCGACGCCAUGAGCCAGCAGGUGGCAGCACUGAGCACACGCGCACUGCAGCUGCAGGAUGCCCUCAACAGCAGACUGGACACUAUGCAGGACACUGCACAGGACGUGGGGCGGCUGGAGGCCAAGGUGAAGACGCUGCGCGGUGGUCUGGAGCAGAUGCAGGCCUCGCUCACCUGCCCAGAACUGGCCCACGCCAGCCUGCGCCAACAGCUGGCCAUCAGACAGCACCUCCUGAGUGAGAUGGAGGAGUUCAAGCAGCAGGUGGAGGAGCUGCAGCAGUGCCAGAGCGCCCUCUUGCUGCCGGAGGAGGUAUUGCAGUCCAGCCUGCCCCUCUGCCACUCAGCACACAGCCUGCACUCCGAGAGCAGCCAGGUCCAGCAUUCUGUCAUUCAGCAGUGCAACAUUCUACAGGAGGCGGUGCAGCAGCAUGAGCAGUAUGAACAGGAAGUGAUGCAGCUGCAGCAGCUGGUGGAGGAAGCUCACAGGAUCAUCCAGGACCGACCCGUCGCCACGGGCAACAUCCAGGAUCUCCAGACCCAGAUUCAGCAUCAUGAGGAGCUGGCCCAGCGCAUCCAGGGCUACCAGCAGCAGAUCUCAGCGCUGCACUCCAAGUGCAGGAUGCUGACGCUCAAGGCCAAGCACGCCACCAUGCUGCUGACCGUCUCCGAAGGAGCGCCGGACCACACGCUGGAGCAGGAGGAGGAGGAGGAAGAGGAGGAAGAGGAGGAGGAGGAGAUGAGCCGACAUCCACCCGCACACCCCUCCGUCGUCAUGAUGACUGCAGGUCGAUGUCACACACUGCUGUCUCCAGUCACAGAGGAGUCUGGUGAGGAAGGAACCAACAGUGAGGUCUCCUCCCCCCCCACCUGCAGAUCCCCCUCACCUGGAGCACAGGGUCCAGGGAAGACCUCCAUCAGCGGAGCUUCUGUGCAAGAUAUGUUUGACCCCGUCUCCAUGGAGACCAACUCCGCCCCUCUGGACGAUCUGCAGCGCUCCUGGGAAACACUCAAGAACGUGAUCAGUGAGAAGCAGACGUGUCUGUAUGAGGCUCUAGAGCGCCAGCAGCACUAUCAGGAGGCUCUGCAGUCCGUCUCCACCAAGAUGGAGGCGCUGGAGGCCCAGCUGAGCGAGAGCCUGGACCAGCACAGGACCCCAGAGAGCCAGAUGGCCUCUCACCAGGCUCUGCUGGAUGAGAUGCUGAUGCUGCAGGAUGAGUUGGGGGAGCUGCAGGAGUGUUUCUCUGAGGAGCUGCACACACACGACACACACGACACACACACCCCCCCCGCGGAGAUGGACCCUGAGGUCGGAGGUCAACAGCAGGCGCUCCAGUCCACCCUGACCGUGCUGGCCGAACGCAUGGCCACCAUCCGCAUGAAGGCGUCUGGCAAACGGCAGCUACUAGAGGAGCGUCUGAGUGAGCAGCUGGAGGAGCAGCGUCAGGAACAAGCUUUGCAGCGUUGCCAUAGCGAGGCGGAGGAGCUCGACCAUUGGCUGCUCAGCACCCGGGCCACGCUAAGCUCCGCCCUGCAGCCACGCCCACAAGACAUGGACAUGGAGGAGCAGCUGAUCGACUGUCAGAACAUGCUGCUGGAGAUCGAACAGAAGGUGUCGUGUCUGUCGGAACUCAGCGUUCACAGUGAGAGUCUGCUGCUGGAGGGGCGGAGCCACACGCGCGGGGGGGCGGAGCAACUCAGCCAGCGGCUGCAUGGUCUUAAAGCCAGUCUUGUUGAGCUCCAACGCAUUCUACAGGACAAACAAAUACACAUCCAGGGGUCACUGCAGGAGCAGGAGGACAGUGAGUCGGACUCCACGCUGUCCCAGAGCCCCAACCUGCAGGACUGGCUGAGUCAACUCCACUCCAGCAGAGGGCAGCAUAGACACGAGCACAGCCAGAGACAGAGGGAACUGGAGGAGGAGCUGGCUGAGCAGAAAAAGCUUCUUCAAGCCGUCGCAACCAGGGGGGAGGAGCUUAUCACGUUACAGGACACGCCCACCGGAGAUGGCCAAUCAGAGGAGGUCCAGCUGCCCCUGGCCCCUCCCACUGACCCGCAGAGGACUCGCUGGGAGAACCUGAGGAUCACCAUGACGACCAAGCUACAGCUGAGCAUUAGAGCCAUGGAGCAGGAGCAGCAACACCCGACGUAUCAGCGCUCCAGAGUGAUCAGUCCAGGAGGCGUGUUUAGGGCGGAGCUUCCGCCCCACGACUGCCCCUCCCCCAGGACGCUGUUCGAGACCUUCAACCAGGCAGGGGGCGGUGGAGUGCAGCAGGCAAGGCAGCAGGAGCAGGAGCUGUGUGCUGCAGUGGCGGUAGCCUCCAGGUGGCUAGAUGGCGCUGAAGCGCAGCUGCUCAGUGGCCCCAUGCUGCUGUCAGACCACAGCGAGGCUCAACUCUGCCACCUUGAGGCGCUGACACAGGAAGUGUGUGAGGUGGAGGAGGAGCUGAAGCGCUGCAGGGAGGUUCUGAGUGAAGGGGCGGAGCCAACAUGUGGUGGGGGUGUGGCUAUGAGUGAGUGGGCGUGUCCAGCUGGUGAGGCACUGGAGAUGCUGGAGAAUAGGCUCCGCCUCCUCAGCAGCAUGCUGGGACCACGCUGCCAAGACAUGACGGAGCGACUACAGGAGCUCAGUACCUUCCAGGGGGAGAUGAGGCAGCUGUCGUCUGCCCUAUCAGACAGCAGGAUGGCGCUCCAGCAGAAGAUGAUUGGCUCCCUGGAGAGACCCACCUCCAGACAGAUGGAGAUGGUGUGUGAGGCGGAGGACAGCGUGCGUGAGUUUGACCAGCGUGUCCAGGAGCUCAGGAGUCGAGGAGAAGCUCUGCAAGCCGACCAGACCUCUAACCAGGAGCUGCUCAAGCUGCAGGACUCGUAUGAGGAGCUGGUGGUGUGUGUGGGUGGUGUGCGCAGUGGCCUGAGGGGGGCGCUGGUGAGGAGGGUCCAGUACUGCACUGCGCUGCAGGAUCUCACUGAGCUGCUGGACACGGCGACACACAAGCUGACCGCCGACCACAAGACCAGCGCACGCAACCGCCCAGAGCUGCAGACCCUACUGGACACACACAAGGAGUUCUUCUGGUCUCUGGAGGCGCAUGUGGUGUUGACGGAGUCGUGGUUCGUGCGUGUGCGCGGAGUUCUGAGCCAGCGAGAGCAGCAGGCGCACGAGGACGCCGUGGGGCGGGCGCGACACACACUCACCCAGGCGCACCGCAGGGGCAUGGAGCUGGAGACCGUCCUGGAGGCGUGGGGGCAGCUGGCGGGCGACUACACUACUCUCUGUAGGACCCUGGAGCAGGUGGAGAGCAGCAUUCCCACUGCAGGCCUGCUGGAGGAGACGGAGGCCCGACUACACGACAGGAUCAGCCUCUACCAGCGGCUGAAGGGCAGUCUGUGUGAGCACCAGCAGCAGCUGUAUGGGGUGCUGGAGGCGGGAAAGCGUCUGCUGCUGCGUGUGUGUUGCUGUGAGCUGGAGCAGCAGCUGACUCAGCUGGGAGACCACUGGCUCAACACACACACCAAACUCACCAAGGAGCUGCACCGCCUCGACUCUACACUCAAACACUGGAGCAGGUACCAGAGUGAGUGUAACGUGCUCAGCCAAUGGCUGCGCUCUGCUCUGGAGCGGCUGGAGUUCUGGAACACACAGUCGGUCACUGUUCCACAGGAGCUGGAGAUGGUCAGAGAUCACCUGCAUGCCUUCCUGGAGUUCUCUAAGGAGGUGGAGGCGCGCUCCUCGCUGCACGGCUCGGUGCUGGUUCUGGGCGCUCAGCUGCUGCGGCUCAAGAGGGACACGGCGGCGCUCAGAGCCCAGAUGACCUCAGUGGACGCGCAGUGGACCGACCUGCUGACCCGCAUCCCACUGGUGCAGGAGAAACUACACCAGCUCCAGAUGGAGAAGCUUCCGUCUCGUCACGCCAUCACAGAGUUGAUGAGCUGGAUCUCCGUCAUGGAGAACGCCAUCCAGGAGGACCAGCAGAGCAUCAUGGGAGCCGUGGGGUCAGAGGUCAUCCACAACUUCCUGCAGAAGUACAAGGGGUUCCGUAUAGACCUGACGUGUAAGCAGCUGACGGUGGACUUUGUGAACCAGUCGGUGCUGCAGCUGAGCAGUCAGGACGUGGAGGGGAAGCGCCGAGACAAGACCGACUUCGCCGAGCGGCUCGGAGCCAUGAACCGCCGCUGGCAGAUCCUGCAGGGGCUCAUCACCGAGAAGAUUCAGGUGUUGGAAGGUGUGCUAGAGAGUUGGGCGGAGCAUGAGAGUGGGGUGCAGGCUCUGGGGGCGUGGCUAAACUCUCAGGAGGAGAAGCUCAAGAGGAAGCAAAGACUGGAGGACGUGGCGUCAGUACACAACGCACUCAAGGACACACAGGAGCUGGAGGAGACGUUGCAGGAGAAGGAGGCGGAGCUUGAGAGGGCGGAGCAGAGAGGGGCGGGGCUUACCAAGGACAAGAAGGGCGACGCCUCUACGGUUGCUAUGGAAACCCUGAAGGGGCUCAGACAAUCAUGGGCCAGUCUGGAACAGAUGUUGGGGCAGGAGGCGGUCAGGCUGAAGGGGCUGCUGGACCAGUGGCAGCUGCAUCAGCAGGCGUCGGAGGAGAUCAGCGGAUACCUGAUAGAGGGACGCUACUCGCUAGCACGACUCCAGCGCCUCAGCGGAUCACUGGACGCCACACACACACAGGUGGAGAGUCUGGAGGCCCUGCAGGGGGAGCUGGAGGCUCAGGAGGGGAGUCUGACUCAACUCAACUCCAGCACUCAGCUGCUGCAGACACACAGCGCCACGCUCACACACACACUCACCGACAUCACGCUCAGGUGGAACGGUCUACUGGAGCAGGUGUGUGAGCAGCUGCGGAGUGCUAAGGCCUUGCGGCAGCUGUGGCAGUGCUACCAGGAGCUGCACACACACACACACUCCGCCGUCCAGCAACACGAGGACUCCGCCCAGCGCCUGCUCAAGAGCGCCACCCAUGGGGACGUCACCGCACUGCAGCUGGACGCAUGGAUGCACAAGUGCUCUGACCUGCUGGCUCAACAGGAGUCUCUUCAGGCCACUCUGCAGGAGUUCCAGGAAGUGGCGGAGCAGCUCAGUAAGCAGGUGCACCCCUGCGCCAUGGCAACCUACCAUGCCGACCACCUGUCACUCACACAGCGCCUGGCAACAGUGGAGCAUGCCCUUUGCAGGCAACAGUCUGCACUGCAGGCUGGGCUGCAGGAGCUGGACUCUCUGUUGGAGCAGCUGGACUCUCUGGCCGAUGUGUGUGAGGACGCAGAACAGGUGCUGAAGCAGGCGGACCCGGCACACACUCCAGAACCAGACCGCCUCCAGCACCGCAUGGACACACUCAAGGCUGUGCUGCUCCGUCUCAGUGGCUGGUGUGCUGAUCUGGAGCGUCUGAACCAGCUGGGAUUCCGCCUGCCGCUCAGCGACACACACAUCACACGCAUGCAGAGACUCAACCAGCGCUGGAACACACACACACACCGCACCAUAGAGGAGUACAGUAAGCUGCAGGGGACACUAUUGCUGCAGCUGGGGUUCCAGGGGAAGUGUGAGGCCUGGAUGGACUUCCUGUCCAGCGCAGAGGAGCGUCUAGCCGCUGACAUCACAGGAAGUCACCACAACCUACAGGAGCAACAGAGAGAGCAUGAGCUGUUCCAGGCGGAGAUGUUCAGUCGGCAGCAGAUCCUCCACUCCAUCAUCGCUCAUGGACACACACUACUGGACCAGGGCCAAGUGGAGGACAGUGAGGGCUUUGGCCUGAAGUUGGCGCUGUUGAGCCACCAGUGGCAGGCGGUGGUGCAGCGGGCACAGCAGAGGCGGGGCCUGAUUGACGGGCUGCUGCGCCAAUGGGAGCACUACCACCAGCUGCUCAACAAGCUCCGCCUACGGCUGGACGAGGCCGCGCUGCCUCCAGAUGACCUGAAGGGGGCACCAGUGGCACUACAGCAGGCACGCAGUACACUGGACCACAUCCAGCUGAAGGAGCGGCUGCUCCAGCGUCAGCAGGGCGGCUACAUCCUAUUGGUGGAGGCGGGGCGGCAGCUGCUGCUGUGUGCGGACGCGCCGGCGGAGGCGUCUCUGCAGGCGCAGCUCAACGACAUGCAGGAGCGCUGGAGGGCCGCCAUCUUGAGACUGGACGAGAGGAAGAAGGAGCUCAACACGCUGCUGAAGGACUGGGAGUGCUGUGAGAAGGCCAUUGCUGCAUCUCAUGAGAAGCUGCGGGUGUUUAAGAGGAAGCUGAGUGUUGCUCUGCCGGAACACCACGAUGAACUCCACGCAGAACAGAUACGCUGCAAGGAGUUGGAGGGUGGUAUAGAGGGCUGGCCGGAGGCGGAGCUUCAGCUGUGUGAGGUCACGGAAUCCCUAUGCUCCAGACUCCGCCCCCAUGACCUCAGCAUCCUACAGGAACGCCUCGACCUGCUGCACAGCCAAUGGGACGAGAUCUCCCACCAGCUGAGUGUGCGCAGGGUGGCAGUGGGGGAGAAGCUGAACGAGUGGCUGCUGUUCAGUGAGAAGAAUAAGGAGCUGUGUGAGUGGCUCACACACAUGGAGAGCAAAGUCUCCCAGAACGCCGACAUCAGCAUCCAGGACAUGAUCGACAAGCUGCGCAAGGACUACCAUGAGGAGAUCUCGGUGAUGGAGGAGAAUCGGGUGCAGCUGCAGCUGAUGGGGGAGCGUCUGGCUCGCUCCAGCCAGGAGGGCAAAGGUCACGACAUCACCUACAAACUCAGCAAGCUCAACGAGAGGUGGCAGCACCUGCUCGACCUGAUGGCAGCCAGGGUGAAGAAGCUGAAGGAGACGCUGGUGGCGGUGCAGCAGCUGGAUAAGAACAUGAGUAGUCUGCGCUCGUGGCUCGCACACAUCGAGACGGAACUCUCCAGACCCAUCGUCUACGACACCUGCAACGCCCAGGAGAUCCAGCGCAAGCUCAAACAGCAGCAGGAGCUGCAGAGUGACAUCGAGAGGCACAGCACGGGCGUGGCGUCGGUGCUGAACCUGUGUGAGGUGCUGUUGCACGACUGUGAUGCGUGCGCGUCCGACUCCGAGUGUGAGUCCAUCCAGCAGGCCACGCGCGGACUGGACCGCCGCUGGAGGAACAUCUGUGCCGUCGCCAUGGAGAGAAGACUCAAGAUUGAGGAGACGUGGCGUCUGUGGCAGAAGUUUCUAGAUGAUUUCGGGCGCUUUGAGGAGUGGCUCAAGGCCUCGGAGCGCACGGCCGCUACGCCCAACUCCGCCGGAGUGCUGUACACCAUCGCCAAGGAGGAGCAGAAAAAGUUUGAGGCGUUCCAGAGGCAGGUGCAGGAGGUUCUGACCCAGCUGGAGCUGAUCAAUAAGCAGUACCGGCGGCUGGCUCGCGAAAACCGCACCGACGCGUCCUGCCGUCUGCGGGAAAUGGUGCAUGAUGGGAACCGCCGCUGGGACACCCUGCAGAGACGAGUGGCCUCCAUCUUGCGCCGCCUCAAGCACUUCAUUGGCCAGAGGGAGGAGUUUGAGACGAACAGGGACAGCAUCCUGGUGUGGCUCACGGAGAUGGACCUGCAGCUCACCAACAUCGAGCACUUCUCCGAGUGUGACGUCCAGGCCAAGAUUAAACAGCUCCGGGCGUUCCAGCAGGAGAUCGGGCUGAACGUGUGUAAGAUGGAGCAGGUGUUCCGUCAGGGGGAGGGGCUACUGGGCCGCAGCGAGCCAUUGGACGCCGCCGUGAUAGAGGAGGAGCUAGAGGAGCUGCGCAGAUACUACCAGGAAGUGACCGGCCGCGUGGAGCGCUACUACAGGAGACUCACACGCCUACCGCUGUCGGAGGAGGACUUCUCGGACCGUGAGCUGGAGCUGGAGGAGGGUGUUGACCUCACUGACCUCCAGUGGGAGGAGUCAACUCCACCCAGUGACCUCCGACCCCCGUCUGGCCCCGCCCCUCCCCCCCGCACGACCUCUGACCCCUGUGGCCGGGACACCCCCGCCAGUGUAGACUCCCUCCCCCUGGAGUGGGACCACGACUACGACCUGGAGCCCACCGCCCUCACAGACGUGGUGAUUCCUGAGAGCCCAGAUGCCUACAUUAGACUAACCGAGGACACACUCAGGUCCUCCUCUGCAGAGCCCGGGCAGCUGGACAGGUCCCUGGACACAGCGCACUACCGCCCCCAACACACAGAGGGCGCUGUGGGACCACAGGACUCCUCCACCCCAGAGUUGGACUCCCCCUACAUGGGCUAUAUGCGGUUGAUGGGAGAUUGCCGUGGCGAUAUGAGUGCCGUGAAGAGGGCGGAAGAAGAGUUGGAGGAAGACGAGGAAGACCUUUCUGGACUCACAAACCCAGAGAGCACAGAGACACAAAGCACAGGAGUGAUCAAGCGCUGGGAGCUGCUCCAGGCCCAGAGCAACCUGCAACCAUGGCAACAGCUGACCUCUGACCUGGACGCCAUGGAGGCGUGGCUAGAUGACGCAGAGGCGGAGCUUAAUCAGCAGAGGAGGCGGGACUUCAGCACAGACAUCCACACCAUCGAGCAGAGAAUCAAAAAGCUCAAGGAGCUGCAGAGAGCUGUGGAUGGCCAUAAGGCCCUGGUCCUGUCCAUCAACCUGAGCAGUGUGGAGCUGGUCCAAUCACAGAGUGACGAGGGGCGGGAGCUGCAGGCCAGACUGACGGACAUGAACCGCCGCUGGGACACACUGGCCAACUCCCUGGAGCAGUGCAGGAGUGUGUUACAGCACGCCUUAAUGCAGUGCCAGGAGUUCCAUGAGCUGAGUCACGGCCUGCUGCUUUGGCUGGAGAACAUCGACCGCCGGAGGAACCAAGUUAUCCCCAUCACCACGGGAACGGACCUCAACACACUCCGCGGGCACCAUCACACACUCACGGAGGUGCUGUUGGAGCUGCAGGCGUCGGAGCAGCGGGUGGUGUGUCUGCAGGAGCUGUCCCAGCAGGUGCUGGUGGAGGCGCGAGGAGGUGGGGGGGGGGAGUGUGUGGAGGCACGUGAGCGGGUGCACGUGAUCGGGAACCGUCUCCGCACGCUCCUCAGGGCCGUGACCUCUGACCUGCAGCAGCUGGAGGCCCAGAUGGAGGCGGCCGCCGCACGGCAGAGUUCUGUUUCCUGGUCGGUGGUGGAUGAGCCGGAUGCAUCAGCAGACAACGCCCCCAGCAGCCUGAGAACGCUGCGGGGCAAAGGUAGUCCAUCACCUGGAGCUCCAACCAACCCCCCCCACCACAGAUCGCUCGGAGGCUCUGGCUGUGGUUCUUCCCGCUCUGAGCGCAGGUCCUCCUCCCAGCCUGUGUGUGGUGCUGUGGGGCGGCAGUGCCAGUCCUUCUUCCUGCGCGUGCUGCGGGCGGCUCUUCCUCUGCAGCUGCUGCUGCUGCUGCUGCUGGCCGUGGCCUGCCUGGUGCCCAUGAGCGAGCAGGACUACAGCUGUCACCAUGCCAACAACUUCGCCCGCUCCUUCCACCCCAUGCUGCGCUACACCAACGGACCGCCUCCAAUCUAAACGCUGCCCCCCAGAGGCAUGGAGGAAAAGGACAUCUAUCUACCUACCUAUAUAUAUUUCUAUCUAUCUAUCCAUCCAUCCAUCUAUCUAUCUAUCCAUCCACCCCUCCAUCUCUAUCUAUCUAUCUAUCUAUCUAUCCAUCUAUCCAUCCACCCCUCCAUCUCUAUCUAUCUAUCUAUCUAUCUAUCUGACCACCUAUCCUUAAUCGUAUUUAUUGCAUUUUUGAAGGUGUCUUGUGGACAGCGGAGGGGACACACCCUCUUUUGUAGCUUGCGUUGCGUUUGGUUUGCGGUGUGCUGCCUAUAUGGAGCUCUGUAGGACUCACUACUGCUAUUGUUUGCUGUUGCUAAAUCGGUAUCGCUGCUCCAACCAAGUUUGACCCUCCCUGCUUCCCGUAGCACUUUGCAGGUUGCACAGCGUGGAGUGCUGUGGUGCUUGCUUGACCUUUAACCUUUGACCCUUAACCCUAGUGUAGCAGCACAGAGUCUCUAUCACACUACGCCAGUGGGCCGUCUGCAUGGACAACAUCACUCCCGAAGACGAAGAGAACGUUAUUUAUUUUGUUAUUUUAUUUGAUUCUGGUUUAUUUUUGCAGUAUUUAAUAAUAAAAAACACUCACUUGUAUCUCUAAAAUGGUUUGUAAAUGAAGAGUUUGAAAUGUAGGCAGUUAUUUUUUUACCAUGUUUUUUUUUUUUUUACUUGAAAUUCUUUGGUUUGAAACAUGGCGGCCACAGUUUGGCCGGUGUUGAGGGAUGACCCUUACUGGGCAUGAGCUCGCGUGUAAUCAUUUAGAAGUUAUAAAACUGUAAACAAAACAAUGAAAUCAUGUGAUUUAGUAUUUAUGUCUGUACAGUUUGCUAAUGCUGACAAUUAAACAAGAUAUUCUUUGCUUUGAAAA
Messenger RNA from Sardina pilchardus (European sardine), 18353 nucleotides. RefSeq names its product spectrin repeat containing, nuclear envelope 1a (gene syne1a). Gene Ontology annotation, cellular component: perinuclear region of cytoplasm; membrane; nuclear envelope. Gene Ontology annotation, molecular function: kinesin binding. The transcript is spliced from 92 exons. Lineage: Eukaryota; Metazoa; Chordata; Actinopteri; Clupeiformes; Clupeidae. The coding region runs from base 86 to 17455 and encodes 5789 amino acids. The record is from RefSeq and is a predicted model, not a curated record. Gene Ontology annotation, biological process: nuclear migration; cytoskeleton organization; nucleus organization.